Anopheles bellator is the source of this 3460-nucleotide messenger RNA. It is a transcript of the gene Pdzd8, whose product is annotated as PDZ domain-containing protein 8. Bases 49 to 3234 code for a protein of 1061 amino acids. The record is from RefSeq and is a predicted model, not a curated record. The transcript is spliced from 7 exons. Gene Ontology annotation, cellular component: mitochondria-associated endoplasmic reticulum membrane contact site. Lineage: Eukaryota; Metazoa; Arthropoda; Insecta; Diptera; Culicidae. Gene Ontology annotation, biological process: mitochondrial calcium ion homeostasis. Gene Ontology annotation, molecular function: lipid binding; protein binding.
CCGGGCGAGGGAUUACGGUCGACGAAUCGAGAAACGCGAGCCUUAAAGAUGGAUCUACUUAAUCUGCUGCUGUUCUGCCUGAUGUCGUGCGUGAUUGGGGCCGUGCUAAUGCUGCUGAUACAAUACUACGCGUUCGUGAGAUACUUCCGUCUGCCGGAACUGGACCAGGAGCAGGAGAACCAGAGGAAAUCCGCGUUCAGCGAGCGGUACAUCCUGCCCGAUACACUGAUGGAGAACAUUAAGGCACCGGAUCAGGAGAGCAAAUCAACGAUUAUGGCCAUCAAUCUUAUCCUGCAGUUCCUGUACUUUGAGCUGCGGCAAUCGAACCGUGUGCGGAAGUGGUUCCACCGCAAGCUAUCGCUCGAGCUGGACGAACUGAUCAGCAAAACCACAACGGGCAAGCUUUUCGACAAGCUGAAGAUUCGUGAUCUCGAUUUGGGCAGCCAAUUUCCGGAGAUAAAGAACUUUCGCCUUCACGCCGUGGAUUUGCAUCCGGACGAGGGUCACAUCGAGAGCCUAGAUGUGCUACUCGAUCUACACUACGAGGGUAACUUUCGGCUGACGAUCGAUGCCGACAUGGUGCUUGGAAAGAAGGGAUCGUUGGCGUUGCGCGUCAAGCAAGUGUCCGGUAUGGCGCGGCUACAGUUUACCCGCAAACCGUACACUCACUGGUCGCUCAGCUUCAUCAACGAUCCGAAGGUCGAGCUGGACGUGCAGUCACACUUCCAAGGCCGCCAGAUGCAGUCCAACAUCACCAGCCUAAUCUCGAAUCAGAUACGCAAGGCUAUCCGACGAAAGCAUACACUACCGAACUACAAGUUAAGAUACAAACCUUUCUUCCACCGUGUGGAAGAGGACUACGAGCUGAACGAGAUUGUUCCGAACGGUUCGCUCGAGGUGUCGAUUGCGGAAAUAUCGCGCCUCAAUGCUCCGGUUCGCACGCUGACACACGUGUACUGCACGCUUACGCUGGCCCACAUGCCGUGGGUUGUUGCGCGCCAGCAGCAGCAGGAGCAGGAUUUGGCCCAAAUGAUCGUAUCGCUCGAUAUUGAAAUAUAUAAAGCGAAAAACCAACAGAUCGGUAUCAUGUUCAAGCAAAACGACCAAACAGUCCUGAUCGAGGCGGUCAUCCCCAACACGCCGGCAUCGAAGGCCGAGCUGCGCCGUGGCGAUGUGCUGCUCUCGAUACAGGGCAAACGGGUGACGAACAUCAAUCACGUGGCGAAGAUCAUUAAAGCGUUGAACCGGCCUAUGUUUAUACUGCGCAUCGAACGCAUCGUCGCCGGCCAGAUCAAGAACGACGCACUGCUGGACGACAACGAUGGAGAUUUCGAGGAGAUCGAUAUGAAUCUGAACAUUAGCUUUUCGAAGCACAUCGAAGCGGUGCAAAUCGGUAGCGCGGGGUGUACGUUGCGCGAACGCAAGCUUGUACGGCGCAACUCCAAGGACAACAGUGGUGGCGAGUCAAGCCACUCGAACACGCCCGGUACGACGCCGGUGAAGAAACCUUCGAUCACGACGGUAGGGGCUGGCGUGGAUCAGCUUCUCCCGCGGGGAAGCUUCUCUGAUCAAACGCUGGCCGGCAGCGCCGGUGGUGGCGGUACUGGCAGCGGGUCGAAGAAGUCUCACGUGGACUUCUAUCCGCAGCAUUCCUCCAUCGACGCCGAGUUUAAUUCCUUCAUACGGCUGGACGAUCCGUGCACGUUUCAGCUGCUGGAACGUUACUCGUACCUCAAUCUGAGUGUGUACGGGAAGAGUAGUGACGAGAACCGGUUGCUCGGCUAUCUCAACAUUCCCAUCAACAGUAUUCUGCUGGAGUGCAACGAAUCGCACCUGGGACAUCACCUGAAGAAGUAUCCAUUACUUCCGCCGGAAGCGAUUGAUGUCUCCAAUCACGCCCUAUCGAUGCAGUCCGGAUUCGAUCAAAAUUACUGUUAUGGCGAUGUGCUCCUCUCAUUCGUUUGGAACGGCUCGGCGAUAAACUCUGCAACCGCUACACCGAGCAAAGCGCUCACCUCGGACGAGAAGAAGCAUAAGCUUAUCACGAUUAGCCGCGGGUCCGCCGAUAAGCUCGACGAAGAUCGGACGGACAGUGUGCCGGAUGGUAAGGUCGCGGCUGCCGUAGUGCAACAGAUUCCGCUGCAGUUGGCUGCGUCCCCGCAUCAGCAGCAGCAACACGACUUUAUUCGAACCCAUUUUCACCGUUCGACUCAGUGCGGGUACUGUGGUAAGAAAAUCUGGCUAAAGGACGCGGUGCAGUGUCGAGACUGUGCGAUGUGUUGCCACAAAAAGUGCAUCAACAAAUGUCAAAGCUCGACGGUUUGCACCGCCAAUGAGUUCAAUCCGCAAAUGACGACCGGAACGGAAUCAACCCGCCCAUCAUCUUCGUCGUCGUCGUCUUCGGUGUUGCCGACGGGCGCGACAGCAACGACGCCGUCGUCCUCCGGUUCACUGCAGCCCGAAUUUAAGCUCACCGAAGCCGACUCACCGACCAUCGAAAUCGAGGACUUUGUCGACGUGGCCGAGGAGCAGCAGCAGCAGAUGAUACCGAAGUCGAAGCUCGAAGCGCACCGCCAAAGCUUCAGCGAUCUGCUCGUGCAGGGCCUGAAGCGUGUCAAUUCGGCCAACAAUCUGUCGAUUCCGUCGAUGGCCGGCCUCAAUCCGAGCAGCAAAAGCUUGCCACCGACCCCGCAGCACACACCGCGCAAGCAAUCGCUCGCGACGGUGAACGCCAACCCGUUCGUGCUGGUUACGCAGCGCCUCGAAAGUCUACCGGAAGACGUGAACGAACUGAGCGCGGAACAGAUCGUCGAGCUAACGGCACCGCUGCUCGAGUACGGACCGUCCGAUGCGUUGAUGGCGCUGGCCAAGAGCAGCAGCAAAAGCAUGUACGCCGACUGCGAGCCGGAGGUGCGGACGGCCAAGAUCAACAAACUGCUUUCCAAACUGCACACAGCACUGGACUACGAAACCAUCAAUCAGGCAGCGUCGGUCAGCGCGCCAAAAGAAAGUAAUGGCGGGCCCGGCAAUGUGACCGUCGGUACCGCGGCAGGCAGUGCUAGCGGGAAAGAACUGGCUGAUGGUAGGGCAAAGGCAGCGCCACAGCAACAGCACGACGGCACGAGGGUGGCCUUUCUCGCGGGCCAAUCCGACGAACGCGUGCAGGCACUCAGCAUCAUCAUGCUGCACCUAUGCUCGGGUCUACAGUGUGUUCAGGGUAACGUAGGUCAAUGAGAACGGCGUAUGCUUCGGCAGUACUCGCUAGGCUCGCUACUAGAACCGGCCAGUCGGCAACCGUCCACGGCGUCGCACGAACAGGAGACGCACGCCCAGCUAGACACAGUUCACAGUGCCGGUGAUCGCUCCGGGCUGGCUGGCUUUGGUGGCGGCCGUAAGAGCCCAUUCCGCUCGCGCCGGCUUACAGUCUGCCGCAAGCGGGCGCUUGGUAUCUUCCAGCGUU